UUGAGGCAGUCGUUUGUGUUGUUUGCCUUCGUUUAACAGUGUUCCGGUAACAUAUUACGGGUUUUAUACAGGAUAAAACACAACUGUGACUGAGGGAGAAGCUUAAUUUACUUCCAGCAAUGUCAAGUUGCUCAACUAUCCACUUAACUUUACCGCAGUGGGACGGGGGCUCACGGAAAAUUCGCUUUAUUUACUUGGUGAAUGUGACAUCGUUCAGGCUGACAGAGUGUCCCAGCAAGAGUCCGAUGGUUCCUCUCUAUUUAGGAGCAGAUCUUUUCUCCAACACCGACAUCCGCACAGAGAACCAUCCCAGACACCAUGCCAAGUUUGCCAAGAAAGGAUUGGCAACAAAAAUAAAUUUUUCCCCAGCAUUCAGGUUUCAUGGGUUGAAGGUGCCUACUGUAAAUAACAGCCUCUGGUUCUACAGCAUUCAAGGACUCUUUCGAGUCGCCUUUGAAAUGUACAGUAAGCAAGAGCAGCUUGCUGUGCUAGAAAACUUCCAGGAUGUUUGGAAAACGCAGAUAAAUGACAGCCCUCUGAAAAUGGGUUACAGCCUCAGUGUGCAGCUCGACUUUGCUCUAUCCAGCUGCUCGCAUGAUACAGGAUCAAGGAAUGAAAUGUCACAACCUCAGCACUGUGACACAGGCGAUACAUCGGCAGAUCACGAUUAUUGUUGUUUUCCCAAGAAGAACUUGCAAACUGAGCAAAGCCAUCUAGUUGUAUCCAAAGUGAGACAGAAAUUGCACAGCUUGGAGGACAAACUCUCUUCUGAGACCCCAAGCUACACAAAGCUUGAGACGAUCUUGCUGCUUCUGGAGAACAUUGAUCGGUAUAUAAAUGGGAAUCUAGAAGAAAAGGAUGUUACAGAAACUGUGUUAACCCUGCUGAAGGCCAAAGACUGGGGCUGUGUCUAUUCAAGUUCCCUGCUUAGCAGUAUAGGACGUUGGCUUGGCCAGCAGUUUCACGCAGCCAACAGCAGCAUCAGCCAGAAAGUGGAGGGCUUUAAAGUUCAUCAUAUUGAGCGAAUUAGUGACUUGCCUCCUGCCGAGGAACUUGCCACAGAGCUUUUCCCAGAAGCUAUGCAAACACUGCUGCUUCAUUGGAUGGGCUUAAAUGAAGAGUCCACCCUGGAGAAGAGACACAGCGAGUACCCAAUCCUGCUCCUUAUCCUCGAGUUUGCCAAUCACAACCUCAUCACUGGUGUGGCUCACGUGUUGUACUCCAGUCUUAUAUGUAAAUAAUUAUAGGUUUCCAUGUAAGCAUCAACAAAUCCCUGGAGUAUUAGAGUACUGGAUGCUCAGAUAAAUUGCAGCCACUGGAAACAAAAUACAUGGACCAGCAAGAGUAACGCUAAUUUUUGUAUGUUAAUUUAUCCUUUCUUCUUUUGGACAGUUUGUUUUUGCUACAAAGAUUACUUCUAUAACUCUGGAAACUGGAUGACGACUCAAUGUUAGUCAACUUUCAGCGGAAAUAUAUUGCAACGUGGUCAUUUUAUGUUAUUUUAUGUUUAAAAACUAAUACAAAUGAAUGUGAAGACAAAUGCGAGUUAUUUGUUUGUUGUAAUGCUUAACUGUUAACAAUUUUGAAACAGGAUCCAUCAUUUGUAUAAUUUUGUAUAAUUUUGCCUUCAUUUGUUGCAAUAUAAAUUGAUAUUGGAAUCUAGGGAACUUCAUUUGAACCAAAAUGUACACAUAAUCACAUAAAAUAAACAUAAAGUGAUAUAUAAAAAAAAACCUUAUUCAACACAAAACUAAUUUAUUUCAAGAACAAUGUGAUUACUCCUCAAGCACAUCUUUGUCCAAGGCAAGCCUGAAGACAAUAUGUAUUACAACCCACUGUUUUGUUUUUCCCCCAAUAAGGAGAAAGGAAACAGAUUCUGAUGAUGCUACAUUGACUUCAGAUGCCUUUCAUUAAAUGGAUGUAAACAGUGUUCACUUGAACCACAUUAUAUUCAGUUUAUGUUCAAACAAUCACAUAUCAAUAUAUAUUUGAGUUUUAAAAAAAAAAAA
Molecule: messenger RNA, 2009 nt
Organism: Morone saxatilis (striped sea-bass)
Lineage: Eukaryota; Metazoa; Chordata; Actinopteri; Moronidae
Exons: 4
Coding region: 120-1241 (373 amino acids)
Source: RefSeq, a predicted model, not a curated record